AUGUCGCCGGUGACCGUACGGGACGCGCGCCGCGAUGAUCUGCUUGUCAUCCACCGCAUGAUACACGAGCUGGCGACGUUCGAGGGCAUGCCGGAUGGCCCGCAGCUCAGCGUGGCAGAUCUGGAGGAGGACGGGUUCGAUAGUUCACCGCCGUGGUACUUCCUGUUGAUAGCGGAACACGAGGGUGAGAUCGUUGGCUAUGCGAUGUGCAACCGUGCCUACUCGAGUUGGACGCGGCGCGCUUUCUAUUUGGAGGACUUGUAUGUGGUGCCAUCGCUGCGGCGGGCGGGCGUCGGUCGCGUGCUGCUGCAGGAGCUGUGCACGCGUGCGUUGUCCUGCGGCGUGCAGCGCGUGGACUGGCACGUGGCGGCGAACAACCAAGCCGCGCGCAAGUUCUACGCGCGGCUUGGCGCGCGUGACCUGCAGCUCAGCGAGGGUCGCCUCGCGCUGCGCCUUGAUGCGCCGCGCAUACAAGCUGUCGCGCACGGAAACCUGCUGCCCGCCGGUGACGUGCUCUGCGACUGA
Parnassius apollo (apollo) is the source of this 525-nucleotide messenger RNA. NCBI's taxonomy places the organism in Eukaryota, Metazoa, Arthropoda, Insecta, Lepidoptera, Papilionidae. The record is from the annotation of a GenBank genome assembly.